This is a messenger RNA of Lates calcarifer (barramundi perch), 5456 nucleotides long. Its product is annotated as voltage-dependent calcium channel subunit alpha-2/delta-1. Lineage: Eukaryota; Metazoa; Chordata; Actinopteri; Centropomidae. Bases 222 to 3455 code for a protein of 1077 amino acids. Gene Ontology annotation, cellular component: L-type voltage-gated calcium channel complex. The transcript has 38 exons. The record is from RefSeq and is a predicted model, not a curated record. Gene Ontology annotation, molecular function: voltage-gated calcium channel activity.
CUGAAAUAUCCAGCUCCAGUACCUGUUAGAGCGCUGGAUGGCCGGGUGAUCAGAUUAGAGGUGUCAGGGUUCGUUAAUCUGUGAGGGAGCGACGAACUGCCACUCACGCUGCUCCUGCUGCACACCGCUCCCAGUCAUCGGCGGCGGGGGGAGCGGAGCACAUUUGGUGUUGACGCGCGUCGGGGAAUUUCCCCCCCUCUUCUCUUUUUUUUCCUUUUACAAUGGAUACCUGCAGGGUACGAGCCUGGGUGUUUCUGGUCCUAUUAUGGCAGGACGGGUCUCUGGCAUCGCAAUUCCCGACACAGCUCAUGAUUAAAGAAUGGGUUGAUCAGAUGCAGAAAGAGCUCGUCACCUUGGCAGACACGGCCACGGCUGGGAAAAACCUUACUCAGAUUUUUCUGAGAAACCAACACCUCUACACUGUGGAGCAAAACGACGCAGAGGAGCUGGUGGCCAGAGCAGCCAGGAACAUUGAACAGCUGCUGCGGAAGAGGUCUGCUGCCUUGAAGAAACUGGCCACAGCUGCGGAAGAAUUCCAGAUGGAGCAUCAGUGGAAAGACGAGUUUGAGGAUGAUGAAAUCGCCUACUACAACGCAAAGGACAAUCUGGAAGCAAAUGAGACAGAGGGAAGAAAAUACAGGAUUCGACCAGACUUUAAAGAGGACCCAUCAUUUAAGCGUUUGACUGAUCACAACCACACGGCUGUCCACAUCCCCACCGACAUCUAUGAUGGCUCCACCAUUGUGCUGAAUGAGCUGAACUGGACGGAGGCACUGGAGGAAGUGUUUAAAAAGAACAGAGAGGAUGACCCAACCCUUCUCUGGCAGGUGUUUGGUAGCGCUACAGGCCUGGCUCGCUACUACCCAGCUUCACCCUGGAUGGAUGCUCGUAAAACUCCCAGUAAAAUAGACCUGUAUGACGUCCGCAGGAGGCCAUGGUACAUCCAAGGAGCUGCCUCACCCAAAGAUAUGCUAAUCCUCGUAGACGCGAGCGGGAGCGUGUCUGGCUUGACUCUCAAACUGAUCAGGACCUCCGUCAGCGAAAUGUUGGAGACUCUGUCUGAUGACGACUACGUCAAUGUAGUUUACUUUAACACCAGGGUGAAGAAGACGGCGUGUUUCGACCAUCUGGUUCAAGCCAAUGUGAGGAACAAGAAAGUGUUAAAGGAUGCUGUACAGAACAUCACUGCUAAAGGAAUUACAAACUACACAAAAGGCUUUGAGUUUGCUUUUGAGCAGCUCUCUGCGACCAAUGUUAGCAGAGCAAACUGCAACAAGAUCAUCAUGCUGUUUACUGAUGGAGGAGAGGAAAGAGCUCAGGCCAUUUUGGACAAAUACAAUGCUGACAAAAAGGUGAGGAUCUUCACAUUCUCAGUAGGACAACACAACUACGACAAAGGACCAAUUCAGUGGAUGGCCUGUUCCAAUAAAGGCUACUUCUAUGAGAUUCCUUCCAUUGGAGCCAUCAGAAUAAACACGCAGGAGUACCUGGAUGUCCUUGGGAGACCCAUGGUUCUGGCAGGCAAGAAGGCCAAGCAUGUCCAAUGGACUAAUGUGUACCUUGAUGCUCUGGAGCUGGGUCUGGUCAUUACUGGAACACUCCCUGUCUUCAACAGAACUAAGACCAUAGACGACAGGAACGGCGAGCACCAGAAUCAGCUAAUUCUUGGCGUAAUGGCCAUUGAUGUGUCCCUGGAUGACAUUAAGAAGCUCACACCACGCUUCACAAUUGGUCCAAAUGGAUACUACUUUGCCAUUGAUCCCAACGGAUACGUCCUGCUGCACCCAAAUCUCCAGCCAAAGAAUCCUAAAUUCCAGGAACCUGUAACCCUCGACUUCCUGGAUGCUGAGCUGGAGAAUGACAUCAAAGUGGAGAUCAGGAGAAUGAUGAUCGACGGUGAGACAGGCGAACACACCAUUCACACUCUGGUGAAAACUCAAGAUGAGAGGUACAUAGAUAGAGGAGUCAGGACCUACACAUGGGCACCGGUGAAUGGAACAGAUUACAGCCUGGCUCUCGUUCUGCCUAAAUACAGUGAACACUUCAUUCAAGCUAAACUGGGAGAUGACAUGAAACAAGCUAUGUCUAUGGAGACCAUACAGCUGGACAGGUUUGAUGAGUAUGGUUAUACCUACAUCGCUCCAAGGGAGUACUGCAAAGAGCUGAAGCUGUCGCUCAACAACACCCAGUUCCUCCUCGACUUCAACCAGUACAUUGAUAGGAACACUCCAGACGCAUGUAACGUGUCCCUUGUGAGCCGGCUGAUCCUGGAUGCGGGUCUGACAGCGGAACUGGUUAAACUUUGGAAUGAGCAGACAGUGGAUGGGAUAGUGGCCAGGUUUGUAGCCACAGAUGGAGGAAUCACAAGAGUCUACCCAAGAAGCGCUGGGGAAGAGUGGACUGAAAAUCCAGAGACAUAUGAGUCCAGCUUCUACAAGAGGACCCUGGACAAUGAAAUUUAUAUUUUCACAGCUCCGUCUUUCAACACGGAGAGCAGGGAGCCUGUUUCUGAGUCAGGUAUUCUAGUGAGCAAAGCAGUGGACCUCACCAUUGACAAAGUCACACUCAAACCAGCAGUGGUGGGAGUGAGACUCAAUGUCUCAUACUGGAUGAACACUUUCAUGAAUGCUACUCUGAAACUGAAUUGCAAGGACGAGAUCUGUGGCUGUCUAAGGAAUGACAAGCAUGUGGACUGUGUGAUCCUGGACGAUGGAGGAUUUCUUCUCAUGUCCAAUCAGGAUGAAUAUAUCACCCUGAUUGGCCAGUUCUUUGGCGAGGUGGAUCCAGUGCUAAUGAUCAACCUGGUCAACACCUCCCUGUACUCCUAUAACAAGACCUAUGACUACCAGUCUGUCUGCGACCCAGAGAAAGACAGCAAGGCUGCAGCAGGACCCCGCUCCGUCUUUGUGCCUACCAUUGCAGACUUGCUCAGUAUUGGCUGGUGGGCCUCCAGUGCUGCCUGGUCAAUACUUCAGCAGCUCUUCUUUGGUCUCAUGUUCCCAAAUCUUCUAGAGGCAGCGGAGUCAGCAGACGAAGACAUACCAGAUGCCAUGUUUAAAGAGAGCUGCAUCACAGAGCAGACUCAGUACUUCUUUGACAAUGAUGAAAGAUCCUACUCAGGUGUCCUGGACUGUGGAAACUGCUCCAGGAUGUAUCGUGCCGAGAAGCUGCCAAACACCAACUUGGUGUUCCUGAUCACUGAUGCCAAGGCAACAUGUUUGUCGUGUGACCCCAGACCGCUGCGACAGGCUGAACAGCCCUCUGAAGGUCCAGAUCCAUGCGAGCUGGCUCAGAACCCCAGAUACCGCAAAGGGCCGGACGUGUGCUUUGACAACAACGAAAACGAAGAUGCUUCUGAUUGUGGAGGAGGGACCUGCCUAAGCCCUUGUCUUUGGCCAAUGCUCGGGCUCCAACUGCUGCUGCUGUGGCUCAUCACAUCUUCACAACACUCAUGACCCCUACACACACACACUUACACACACACUCAUACACUAACUCAAUGAUCAUCAUCUCAUUUCACAAGAGGCCAGAAGACUCUCCAAUUAUGCCAUCCAGGAUGUAUACAGAAUAUCUGCAACAAGACUUUCUUUCCUUCUUUCUUUCCUUCUUUCUUUUUUUUUGAUGGCCACUAUCAGCAUUUCCAUUUUCCAAUGCCAAAGGGUGCUCAUUUAUUUCCUCUUCAUCUUUUUCAAAAAUAGAGACACAUUUACUGUGCUCAGCUGCACUCAUUUCCAUGAUAUACUCCUUAAUACUCUCCUAUGGUGCAAGAGUAAGAGCUAACCAAACCCUUUAAUUCUGCCUCAUUUGUUUCUCUGAUUUAUUCAGCGGAGGGUGAAGAGUUGUCCCACUAUGCCAACUAAAUACCAUUCAAAGACUGUAUGUUCACUGACAGCGUUGAUUUGUGUAGUUGUCAAUAUCGUUUGUUGCUUAUUAUAUUUAUUGCGUAUGAAUCAUUAUGCUGUAAUGAUUGUUUAUUCCGACAACCCGUGCAACUACAGUAUGAAGAAUAUCCCUUUUGUUUGAGUGUUUUUGAAAUGUACUGUACCUAUCUAUGAAUCUACUUCAUUUUUUUUGUACUCCAAGUCAAACAAGCAUUUCGUGACUAGCUAGGUGUUGUAUUGUAGCAGCAUGUGCUCAGUACAGAGCUAAAGACAACACCAGUACUCUGACACCAAAGCUCCACACAGUACCAAGGACCAGAGAUACACACAAACCUACUACAGAGAAUCAGCAGGCUAGUUUAUUUUAAGAGAUUCCUCAGAUGUGGGUGUACAUCAGUAUUCAAGUUACAAUGUCAGCUAGCUAGAUAGAUAUCUUAGAUGAGGUCACCCAUGUGAAUCAAAAUCUAUUAGGGUAUUACAAUUUCACAUGUUUGUUCUUGGUCUGACAGCUUUGGUUGUCUUCAAUUUGAUGCAUCAAAUUCCCAGUGCCUAAAUAGUAGCUCAACAGUCUGUUAUCUGAAUGAAGCAAUGCAUCAGAGUUGUAUCCUUACCAUGUAUGCUUCUAUGCUAAUGCUUGCUGCAAUAUGGCAAAGAGGGUAGCCCUUGAAGUAAUAUGUUGUGAAACGGGCCAAAUCUGCUGCAGUUAUUCUAAUUUACGUGGCCCAGACAACCGUAGAAACAACCAGUGAUUUUGAUUAUGGAAGAGGAAGAUCAUUUUCCUCCAUGCUCAAAACAAACGGAAACCAGACAUGAGCUUGUGUUCCAACACCUCUCUUUAUUAGUCCUGUUUCUGUUCCCUUUCUGGAUCACCAGACUCAGGAGCCAAGAUGACUUGUGAAUGAGAUCAGCAUAUCAAAAUGACUGUUUCUUUGUUUUCCUUCUCCUUGCUGUUCUCCUCCUUAUGCUUGUUUCCUCUUUGUGUUGCUCUAUAAGUGCUGUGAAGCAGACGCUGAAGGCUCAGUGUCGAAACGCUGCAAUGUCAUGGGAUGAGCUUGUUCUGUGUUUGAACGCUGUCUAUGCCCGCUGUCAGCAUCAGGGCCUGCUGGAGAGAACCUUGAGAAUACACUACUACCAGUAGUAAUUUUGCAUAGCCUUACUUUACCAUGAGUCAUAAAGGUCAAACACGAGUGCUUUAGUUUUCUUUCCUUUUUUGCCGUUUUAUCAAUUAUAGUUAAGUUCUCUCCACCUUGCCUACAUGGUGACCUGCUGGUAUUGAGUGUUCAGGUUAUGCCUGUCUAUCAAAGUCGUGUGUUGACUUGUGUUUUACCCCGGGGGUCCCCGUGUCUAUGUGCAGGCAUGUGCGUGUCCCUCCGAUAUCUGAUUGUGCUUUAAUACUGUACAUGAAUUACUCUUUUGUGGAACUUGACUAGCCUGAAUAAAUUUUGUAUACAUUUGUACAAUAAUACUAUUUACUGUAUAAAAGAGAAAAUGAAAGGAAAGAAAAAUGUUUAUAAUAUGGUGUUGAUUAUUGUGCAAAUAUAAUAUAUUCACAAUAAAAGUGUUGUAUUGUUAUGA